UUGAUAUGAUAUUCACGUCCAAGGGAGACCUCACUGGGACGGGACAGGUAACGCAAACCAUAAACCAGCGGAGGUUUACUGGCAAGGUGGACAUGAGAGUGUAGAUAUAAUGCUCAGACAUGGUGCCCUGUCAGACCCAUGUGUUGCUGAAGUGGCAGGAGCACUUUAACAGCUCCUGGGCUUCAGAGGACAGUGUACAGACAGCCAGGAGGGAUGGAGCUGCCGAGCUCUACAACAAGCUCCUCCACAACAAGGAGGUGGUGACUCUCGCUCAACCUGUUCAAGAGCUCGUCGGCCCACGCCUGCCAGACUUUGAGUGCGAGUCCAGUGCCUCAGCGGAGAAGGAAGAGUACCUGUCAUCCCUGCUUCACAGUCAGCGAUGGCUCACUCACCGCAUGCUGACACAAACUUCCUACACCCUCAGCCUCCACCACAGGCUGGUGGUCCUCCAAAGGAUCUACUACGCGCUCCAUAGCAAAUACCAUGACAAGUUCAGGGUGCAGCUCCCCUCCCAGUCCACAGACAGCGGAACUGAAUGUGGGCAACUCGAGCUGGCCUCAGAGCCCUGCAUGCCGGGCGCUGCAUCCAAAGUUAAAUCUGGUACAGAUGUUCUGAUAGAAAUGGGCGUGAGGACAGGUUUGAGUCUGCUCUUCUCGUUGCUGCAGCAGAACUGGAGGUACGCGGCCUCAGUGCAUCCAGAAUCGGUGCUUUGCAAUGACGUGCUUGCAACGGCCUCGUCUGUGCUGGCGUCUCUCCCGCCACUCUCCUUAGCCAAUGAGAACAAGAUCCCAUCUGUUGGGCUGGACUGCCUGGCACAGGUGGCCGACUUCCUGAAGAAGACGUCAGUGAGCAGCGGGGCUGGCGGGGCAGACCCGACCGGGCGGAGGUUAGCACUGGAGCUGCUCCUCGGCCUGGCCAUGCAAAGAGGCUCUCUGAAGUUUCUACUGGAGUGGGUGGAGGUUGCUUUGGCUGCUUCCAUGUCCUCAUCCACCUCUACACUGUCUUCCUCCUCCUCCUCACUGAGCUCUCAGUCAGCUGGUGUGGGCUUUGAUGUGGUCCAUCAAACCCUUCUUCAAAUGAGGCAAUAUUCGGGUUUCCGUGGGGACCCCGUCAAUACUCAGGUGCUAAAAAAGGAUGCUGAUGGACUCUGUCGUCUCUCUCAGGCUGCUCUCUGCCUGUUUGAGGAGAUUUGCAACCUGGCGUCCUACUGCCUGUGCUCCUGCAGCACGGAUGCAGCCUCUCCGGGUACAGAUAGUGACACAGUGAUGGUGUAUGUGUGGGGCAGCAACAGCAGCCACCAGCUGGCAGAAGGAACUCUGGAGAAAAUCCUGCUGCCAAAGCUGACCCAGGGCUUCAGUGACGCCCAAAUGAUUGAGGCAGGCCAGUACUGUACCUUCUCAGUGUCUGCGGAUGGUUCAGUGAAAGCAUGUGGAAAAGGCAGCUACGGUCGCCUGGGCCUCGGGGACUCAAACAACCAGUCCAUGCCCAAGAAACUUGUACUGGAGCCGCACAGGAACAUGAAGAAAGUGUCCUCCUCAAAGGGCUCUGAUGGUCACACUUUAGCCAUCACUGUAGAGGGAGAGGUGUUCAGCUGGGGUGAUGGAGAAUAUGGGAAACUGGGCCAUGGAAAUAGUGCUACACAGAAAUACCCCAAAAUCAUACAAGGGCCACUGCUGGGCAAGGUUGUUGUUUGUGUGUCUGCUGGGUACAGACACAGUGCUGCUGUGACUCAUGAUGGAGAGCUCUAUACGUGGGGAGAGGGAGAUUUCGGCAGACUCGGUCACAGUGACAGUCAGAGUCGGAAUGUGCCCACACUAGUGAAGGACAUCAGUGGUGUGGGUCAGGUGGCCUGUGGCAGCUCCCACACGAUCGCUGUGGCACAGGAUGGACGAACUGUGUGGUCCUUUGGAGGAGGGGACAAUGGUAAACUGGGUCAUGGAGACACCAACCGUGUGUAUCGCCCAAAGGUCAUCGAGGCUCUGCAUGGAUUCAUCAUCAGGAAAGUGUGUGCAGGCAGCCAGUCAUCUCUGGCCCUUACCUCUGCAGGACAGGUGUUUGCAUGGGGCUGUGGCUCAUGUUUAGGUUGUGGCUCCUCUGAAACAACCUCCCUAAGACCCAGGUUCAUAGAAGACCUGAGUAUCACCAAAAUCAUUGAUAUCUCAUGUGGAGACAGCCACUGUCUGGCUCUGUCACAUGAAAAUGAAGUGUAUGCUUGGGGCAACAACACCAUGGGCCAGUGUGGACAGGGCCACACCUCAACACCAAUCACCAAACCCAAGAAAGUGCUCGGUUUAGAGGGGGUGUCCAUCCAACAAAUCACUGCUGGCACUUCUCACAGCCUAGCUUGGACUGCAGUCCCAACGGAUAGGCAACUGGUGGCAUGGCACAGGCCCUUUUGUGUCGACUUGGAAGAGAGUACGUUCGCCUACCUGCGCAACUUCCUUGAGAGUUACUGUGAUGGCAUUGGGAACGACACACCUCCUGCUCCAUUCUUAUCCAAAAGGGACCACCAUCAGUUUCUCUUGCUGUGCAUGAAGCUGCUAUCCAUCCACCUGUCACUGGCCCACGCUGGAGGCACUGGGGCGAUGGUUUUGGGGGCUCAGGGGAGACCCCUCAGAAACCUGCUCUUCAGACUCAUAGAUACAAAUAUGCCAGACUCCAUACAACAGGCAGUUCUAAACACUCUUUCCAUUGGCGCAUCCCUGCUGCUGCCUCCACUGAGGGAAAGAACAGAACUGCUGCUCUCCCUCCUUCCUCAGGGCCCUCAGAGCUUAAAUGCCCUCUCCAAAGGACAGCGUCUGCAGUUGGACAUGGUCCUCAGCAGCCUUCAGGAUCAGAGCCAUGUAGCUUCUCUACUGGGCUACAGCAAUUUUGGGGAGGUGACAGUCCUGGGACCCCCUCUGACACCUGCGAUGUCUGUCAGGGCGGCUUCUUCAUCCAGCUCUGUUGAUGCUUAUGAUCCUCUGCACUUAGCAGAGGUGCUGCUCAGGACUCUCCUCCUCAGCAUAGGCUUUUACACGGAGCGAGCGUUUGGGGAAUUGGAGAAAAACAGUGAUAAGCAGCUGUCAACAGAUAGCCAAGGACAAUCUGAUCCUCCCUGUCACUUCCACCAGCUGUUGUCUGGACUUCACAAACACUUGCUCGCCCACUGCUACAUCCAUUCCAGCACUGAGGAUGACAGCAGUGUGACGCUGCUCCGUGAGCACCUUUACCUGCUGCUUCCAUGUGCUGCUGAAACACUCAGGAGAUCCACCAAACUGUUGAAGGACAGCUCCCUGGAUAAACAAAUCAUCAAGAAGCUGCACAUGGUGUUGUACAACUCAGUGGCAGGCAACCUGCUGAGCCAGGUUAUGUACUCCUUGCUGCUGCUGCCCCUGGCCACAGUUCAACCUCUCUUGAGUCAUUUACUGUCCUUGUUGGAGCACCUCAAUGAUUUCAACAGGCUGCUGCCAGAGACAGGCCUCCUGGAGGAACAGGAGCUUGGGGUGGAGGCUCAGAAAACCUCAGCAGAUAAAAGUGAAGAAAACACUUGCCAUGGACAGCAGCAACAGGAGGAGUGCCGGUGGGUUUGGCUGUUGGAUCUGGAGCGGUCGGUAGCGUUGGCAGUCGGCCGUUGCCUCGGUGGUAUGCUGCAGGGUCCCCCGCCCUCACUUCAGGAGAAACUGUCAGAGUUCUGGCUGUCAAAUGUCCUCCUCAGAAAUGGCCUGGAGACAGACUACGAACAGCUGAACUCUUGCAUGGCAUGGCUGACUGAGGUGGUGCUGCUGGGCAGUACUGAUGCCAGGCUGGCAGAGCUCAGCCUGAACGAGGAUACCAGAACUUUACUUGAACUUGCUCUGGGAUCCUCCAGAGGGGCAGCAGGGUGCCUGUGGCAGAAGAUGGAGGAGUAUGCACACAGUAAAGAGUGGGAGAGUGGAGGCUCUUCAGGAGACUGUUUGCUGCAGACUGUCUGUCGCUGCAGCCUGGCAGCUCUUCUGAAACAUACUGGGCUGCAGAAUGAGGCCUGCUGGCAGGACAGAUAUGAGCCCAGUGAGACGCUGUUAGACCUCUAUGAAACAGUUUAUAAAAUCAGAAGCACUCUGUUGGCUCAUAAAAACUCUCCAAGAAUGUCUCAGGUGCCGACGGCUGCCAAACAGACGACUCAGUCUCCCCAAAGUCCUGAUGCAGACCAGCCAGAGCCCAGCACCUCAGCCGAGCAGGUGGGAAAAGAUCAUGAGCAGCAGCCAAGAGGUCAAUGCAGCCGGGAGGUGCAGGUGCCCCCGACCCCCACAGCAAACCACAACCAGGAAGAGAUUACAGAGGAGGACACGUUUGGUAACAGUCGCAUGUACCUGUCAGAAGUCCUAGAAUCAUUCAUGGCCACCAGGGAGGCCAUGCAAGUCCAGCAGAGCGUGACAGUGUACGAGUCCUUCGGCACCUCCACCCUCCCCAGCAGCAUGGAGAGCCCCGUCAGUCCAGAGAGGGAGCUGGAUCCAAAGCAGCAGUGGGAGAGGCAGAGGGAAUCCGAGGAAAGCAUGUCUUUUCCCGCCGCCUGCCAUCUGGUGGUGUCCCGCUGUCUCUUCCUGCUGCUCGGGGUCCGGCCUGCAUGGGUGGAACCAAGUGAAAGUGAGAACAGCCAGGGUGUGAAGAACGGAGCAAGGAAAUCCACAUCAGAGUUCUUUGUGAUAUCUGCUGAUGGUCGUAAACAGACUGACCAAUCCAAAACGCCUCUCGGAUCUUCCAAGAAUAAAAUAGGUUUACCUCUGUGUUCUCUGGGCAUCAUGAAAGACGCCUGGGAUCGUCUGCGGCAGUGCAUUAGCCCAUCCUCUUCCAUGCCUCACUGUGGCAACCACACUCUACCCAUUCUGAACCAGGUGUUCCUCUUUGUCUGUGGAAGCCUGAGCCAUUUAUCAACCCCCUCACCAUCACUGCCUGCUGGACAGACGUGUUGCCAGGCAGAUCCCAAGGCCAUUACUUUUGCUAUACUGCAGCAGCAACAGAGGGCUGAGUUGCGUCUGGAGGCUUUGUGUCAGAUGUCAUCCUUCCUGUCUAAGAUGGAGGAAAAGAGUUCUCAGUGCCCUACAUUGUUGCAGUCAGUGCAGCUUCAGUUCCUGUCUGGAUGCUUUGCUUUGGGAACACAAAUCAUUAGCUCUCACUCUGGAGUAAAUUAUGAGCUGCAACAUUACAUGUCUGGUACUCAGUCAGCUUCACUCGACACACAAACAAACCUACAAACUGCAGCCCACACAUUCUACCAGCAGGUGGUGCGUGUCCUCAAACAGAGGGUUGUGCUGGAAAGAGAGCAUCCAGGUUCAUGCCAGCAUCUUCUGCUAGCGACCAUGUUUGCACUGAAUUUCUGCUACCAGCCAGUGGACCUGGUGCUGGUCAUCAAAUGUGGCAUCCUGGAAAUCCUCUCCACUCUGACCAACAACAGCUGUGCAUUGAUGAACCAGGGCUGGUUUGCAGCUUCUACAUCUGGAUCCGUGUUACUGAGUGGGGCUGUUAGGUUAGCUUGUGCCCGCCUGCUACAGAUACUGACAGUGGCUGCAAGCUCCUGUGAGGAUUUGCUGCCUUUGGAUGUGUCCCAUGCUCUGAUGGAAGUGAUGUGCGAGCAGCUCCAAACGAUACUGUACGCUUUCCACCAGCUGCAGACAGCAGAGAGAGGGACAGCUGAGCGAACAGAGCUUGAAUCUGGGAGCAAGAGCACAAAUCUACAAGGAGUGGAAAACAGCAAAGUUGUAGAAUGUCAGCUUGCAGACUUCCUGGUGUUUCUGAGGCGUGUGCUGUCGUUACGAGUAAUGAAAAGACUUUCCACUUUUGUUAAAUGGGUUGAUCCACUAAUGGCCAUAAUUUCACACAAGUGCACUUUAGGUUCUCCAUGCUUCCAGAACCUUCGUACGAAGCUUUUGGCCUUCCAUGUUUUGGAGAGACUGUUACCUGCUUGUUCUGAGCCUGCUCAAAUUCAACAGAUUGUUAAACAACUCUUUCAGCUUUCGUCUGUUUACAUGUGGAAGGAACCACUCAUUGAAAGAAACCACGAGGAAACUACUGAAAAGGAUAAAGGGAGCCAUGGCAGCUAUGAUGAAUGUAUUCCCAUUGGAGAUUUUUCCUUUGACCCUCAUAAACUGAUCUGCUGUUCUUUGGAGAGCGGGAACAUCUUGUCGCAUGGUUCUGGGGGGAAAGGUUAUGGCCUGGCGACUACCGCCAUCACAUCUGGCUGUUUUAUAUGGAAAUUCCACAUAACCAAAGAGAACAGAGGCAACGAGGGCACAUGUAUCGGCGUGUCCCGCUGGCCGGUUAGAGAUCACAACCAUCACACUACCACUGACAUGUGGCUGUAUCGAGCGUACAGCGGCAACCUGUACCAUGGAGGAGAACUGGUCCGCACACUUCCCUCUUUCACACAGGGGGACACCAUCACCUGCAUUCUGGACAUGGAGGCUCACACCAUUUCAUUUGCUAAGAAUGACAAGGAGCCUAAGCUGGCAUUUGAAAGCGUGGUUGCCUCUGAGCUGUACCCUUGUGUGUUGUUCUACAGCAGUAACCCUGGGGAGAAGGUGGCACUGCGUGACCUCCAGAUGAGAGGCAUGCCCAGUAACCUCCUUCCAGGGGAUCCUUUCUGCAGUCCCCGGGCCACGGUGCUGCUAGAGUCAACAGUGCAGCUCCUCCGCCGACUCCAUCAGUGUGACCAGUGGGCCUCACACAUCAGCGAGUACAUCCACACACACCUGGAGCUCAUUGGUCCCCUGCUGAAAGAAGGAGACUUAGGGAGCUGCAGUUCAGGUCCCUUUGAGAAGGAAGACAGUGAAAGAGAUGCUGUCGGUGAGGAUUCAGGGGAAUCACUGUCACAUCAUCGGUCUCUGUCAGAUGCCAAGCUGGCUGCUCUUUGCACUGAAGUGUGGCCGGUCCUUGCUAUGAUCGGAGGCGUGGACAAUGGUCUCCGGGCUGGAGGUCUGUGCCGACACAAGCCCAGUGGGCGACGGGCCAUCCUGCUUGGAGUCCUGAAGGAAGGAAGCACCUUGGCCAAGCUUCAGUGGGAGGAAACAGACCUCUCUGUCAGCGACACACCGAUCAUCUCGCUGGAGCCCUGUGACAUCUCCUGCUGCAGCAUCGCCCAGCUCGGAGGCCUCAAACCAAAGGUGUUGUUAGAUCUGAUUUAUUUAAUGGGGCUGUUGGAGGAGCAGGGAUGGCUCGGGGCAAAUCCGGCCCCCAAGAGGAAGCAGUCAGAGGAGAAUAUGAAGGAGAGUGAGGUGCAGUGUCGUCCGGAUGAAGACAUGACUGAGGAUGAUGAGAGGAAGAAGUUUAAAGAGCAGAGUAUUGAAACCGAUCCCUUCCCAGCACCGAUACCAAACAAAGAUGUUUCAAAGACCACUGAUCAUCAGGAAGUGACCUGUGUAACCCAUACACUCCAAAACUCCAAACUGGAUGCCUUUGCUGUCGAACUCAGAGCAGUCAGAGUCUCAUACCUUCUCACCGGAGCGUUGAAAACCCUGACUGUCAUUUUUAGUUGUGAGAAGCUCUCAGAUUUGCUUCUGGUGCCUAAACAUGAACCCCCCAACCCCACAGCGAGUCCCCCAACAAGCCCAAACCCUGAGCAGGUCAAGGCCAGCAGCAAACAGUGGGAUGAGAGCGCUGAGCUGAGGUCAGUGCUGCAGUAUGUGGUGCAGAGCAUGGUGAAAUGGGCUGUCAGGCCGUGUCCCAUCAAACAGAGCGUGUCUCUCGCUGACCUGGAGAGGGCGCAGGUCAUGAUCUACAAAGGAGCCAUCAACAGAAUGCAGGAGGACAAAGAACACAAAGAAUCCGGCCACCACUCUUCCUCUCAGCCCGUUUCCAAGUCGUCCAGCUCUGUGUCGUUGUACAGCGCUGGCUCAGAAGGCACAGCCAUCUUCGGCCAAUCAAACAUAGCCUCUGCCUCCUCCUCUAAUACUGACUUAGCCUCCUCUCUACCAACAAACCUGCAGGCAGAUGCCCUGGAUAGUUUCAACCCUUUCUUUCCCAUCAGCCUCCUCCAGCACAUGGUCUUAACUCGGUUCCCUACGCUUACCGGUCUGGUUAGCACCACGCCUGUGCUACACCCUUGCUUCAGCCUGGCCAGCUCUGCUUCUUGUGACGCCUUCACAGAGCAGCAGACUAGCUUCAUGGAACCAGGUCCCUGCAGCACACAGGCCAGGAGCAGCCUGGAACGGACACAAAUGUUUGUCACCAGUCGGUUGCUAGAAAUGGGAUUCUCUAUGAGACAUAUCUACUGGGCCAUGGAGGCAGCAGAUGUAGCGGGUGACCUCGACUCUCAAACCAUUGAGGUGUUAGCCAGCUGGAUGUUGGAGCACCCGCUGACUGAGGAGCAGCAGACCACUGAGUCAGCUCGACCGGAGGGUGCCCCUGACACCCCGUCGCCAGAUGGGCCAGAGACUGUACAGUGUCCUGAGAGACCCACCAGUCAACCCAGUGAAAGUUUGUUGCCUGGACUCGACUGGAUCGAGAGGGAGAACUUCUUAGAUGUCCACCUCACCAGGAAUAGACCUCCUCCAGCACGACGGCGUCGCUCAGGUCCCACUCAGAGGACCUCCUUCAGAAGAGCAGACUUGCCAUCACCCAACCCCCUCCCACAGCUUUUCCAGCAGCACACAUCUGUCAGCGAUUGGCCGGAGCAGGUGGAAUUUCAUCCCUUCUCUGCAGAGGAGGAGUCAGAGCUCGGCUACAUGGACGACCCGUACCAUGAGGAAAGUUACGAGGACCUGCUCACACCUUCAUUCUUUAGCCUGGAGAGAGACACACUCCAGAUAGUAGAGGCUGGAGAAGAACACAGUCAGAUGGUGAAGUGUGAGCUGUGCAACACCCUCACCCUGCAGUUUAACAACCACAUAAAGCGACGUCACCCGGGCUGCGGGCAGAGUGCAGCACGUAAAGGUUACGACAGCACUGGGGCUUAUGUGGACGUCUGGUUUAAAGGGGAAUGUGGCUCCAACUUCCCCUUCUACCUCCUGUGCAGCUCCUGCAGGGAGAAGUAUCUGGCUGCAAACCUGAGCGACCCAAACUCUAAGUAUGAAAGGAUUAAAGGUCUGACAUCUGAUUUGGUUGGCCACUUGGACAGCACCUCUGAUGAUGAUUGGGAAUUGAGCCACCAAGACGAGUGUGACACAGACAAGCUGACAGGACUGGAGGACUUCGGGCUUUUGCUGAGACCGCUGGGGCUGACAGAGAAGAAGCUGGUGCCAGAACCUAUAGCCUUCACAGAGCCGGAUCCCCUCGGAGCGCUGGUUUACAGCUCGGCUGACCCUACGAGAGCAGUUGCUCCCAAAGGGUAUACACUUGUUGAGCAGAAAGCUACCCUUAGCCUCGGACAGCAGGCUGUAUCCCUGAGGGACUCUCAUGACAGACUGAAAGCUCUGAGAAGAGUCACAUCCACAGCCCAGAUUCUGCUGGCUUACAGCAUGGUGAUGAGAGCUCUGUCUCAGACUGCCUCCAGUGCAUCAGUGUGCAGCCAGUCCAACGGUCUGGAGUCGUUAGGUCUGGCAGAUAUCCGUAUCCUGGUUCGUCUGAUGACUCUGGCAGCAGGAGGCAGAGCUCACACCUGUGUGGACAGACAGCCAGGUGUGAAAGGGCUUUCAACUGAGCGAAACAAUUCCACCUGCCUCAGCUUCCUCUCCUCUGCAAUCGGCAGUGUGGUGUCCCACAGCCCUGCUGCUUACAGACAGCUGGUGGAGAUCUGCACUCAGGACCUGAUGGCAGCAGCUACAGGAGUGAACAUCGGAGCCAUCAGUGAUCCUCAGCAGAGAGGCUGCCUAAACUCCAGUCUAACAUCAGCAGCUCAAGGAGCCCAGCAGCAGAAGGACUCCAUCGAGCAAACCCCUCCUACAUUCCUGGUCACACAGAGUCUGGUGUCCCUGCUCACUGAAAAGGGUGUUCACUGUUACAGCUUAGACAGAGCUGAACACGAGGCUAACGAUGCAGGAAACCAAGGGGUGUCUUCUGCAUCCUUGCCUCCUUCCCCUCUCCCCCACCUGAGCACCAGAGUGGGCCCUCUGGAGCUGGCUAACGCUCUGGCAGCAUGCGUUCUGUCUGCCAGGCUGACCAGUAAGCACCGCCAGUGGGCAGCUCAGCAGCUGGUACAGGCUUUGGCUGCCACAGGACGGGACAGUCCUAAUCGUCCUCAAACAUACAGUGACCUGGCCAGUGAUCUGCGCAAAUGUCCCCUCAAGAGGCUGGAAGGACAUUACAACAAGGUGAAGGACUCGCAAUGUGAUCUACACACUGAAAAAGUGACCAGCUGUUCCUGGAACAGCGAUCAAAGUCUGCUGGCUACCUGCUCCCAGGACAAGGUGGUGCAACUAUGGAACAUCAGUCAGAGCAGUGUGGAGUUACAGACCACCUUCUCCUGCAUCACGAGCAAAGCGGACAGGUCCAGCAGUGACAGAGGGGGCAGAUGUCAUCACAUGUCUCCUGUAUACUGGAGUACCGGUGGCAACUUUUUGGCAGCUCCAGAGAACAAACACAUCAACAUCAUGAACAUCAGGGGGUCUCAUUGCCAUGUGGAGGCUCAGGUGUCUCGGGUCACAGCCCUCUGCUGGGCUCAGGCCUUUAGCUUGUGGACUCUCGAGGAGCCAGCUGCCAGUAAGAGCAGACCCACUGAGAGCCUACUGGUGGGGCGGCUGGACGGCUCCCUCUGCUGGCUGCAGAUCACACUGCAGGAGGUCGACCUGCACGUCAAGACCACCGAACUCACCCAUUGCUACAGGAAGGAGGCUUCCCAGUGUGUGGCCUGGCACAGUGAGGACAAGCCUUUUGCAGUAGGCUAUCCCAGUGGAAAGAUACUUUUGGCCACUACAGAGACUUAUGAGAAUGAGCAGCCUGUCGAGCUGUCUGUGUUCCAGGAUAGUGUAACUUCGUUAAAAUGGGACCCCACGGGACACCUCCUGCUCUGUCUGGGCAGGUCAGAGGUGGUGAAGGUACUGGGACGCCAUGGGGGAACCUGGGUGACCCUCCACUCGCUUAUUCACAGCAGCACUGUUAACAUCGCAGAAUGGUGUCCACUUGCUGGCAGAGCACCUGAUCCCAGGCUCAUGGUAGCUGCUGGUUGUCAGAAUGGCUCGGUGCAUGUCUGGACAUUUCCACAGGGGGGUACCGUUGUAUCUUUGCCCAACAUACUGAACAGCCCCCCAAGCCAGGAUAAAAGCUCUGAAGCCAAGCAGGAGAGUGCAAAGUGUGUGCUUGUCCUGCAUGGUCACAUUACAGCCGUGAAGUCCCUGUCAUUUUGCUCCAGUGGACUUGCUCUGGUUUCUGGAGGGAUUGGGGGACUGCUCAACAUCUGGUCCUUACAGGAUGGUUCAGUCCUACAGACUGUCACAGGAUUGGGUUCAGUCGUCAGCACUACCUGGAUACCAAACUUGGGUGUAGCUGCCUGCUUUGGGAGGUCGAAGGAUGUGUUGUUGAUCUGUUGCACCCCUGACUGGAUUAGUCAGAAUCACGUGCUGUCUUCCUGUCGGAUGGUCCUCAGAAGCCAGAACAUCCUGGGUCUAAAUCGGGCUCCUUGUUUGGCCGUCUUCCUAGAGAGGCUGCCCUUGCUGCUGCAGGAACAGUACAGCUAUGAGCGGAGCCAUGUGGCAGCCGGUGAUCAGCUCGUCCACAGUGCCUUCCUGCAGAGUCUGGCCUCCCUCACCGUCGGUUUGUCCUUAGAGAAGCACCUGUGCCGCUUUCCACGCCCUCCACACCACACCACUCCUGAGCCCCACUCUUGCCCCUCAGAGUGGAAUUGGCUCUCCACGUACGCCACCACUGUCCGCAGUGCUGAGGCUAUUGCCAGCGGUACUGCCUUCCCAGAAUCUUUUAUUGCUUCAGAGUUUCAGGAGGUGGAUGAAAGUGGACUCGUGAAGGCACUGGACAACAGUAAGUGGAGCUUCCGGAUGGACGAACAGCUGAUGUCAUGGGCCACCAUCAAACCUGAGGACUGGCAACAAGGUGGGAAGAGUGAGGUGUACUUGUGGGGAAACGGACGGUACGGACAGUUGGCAGGAAUGGGAACAAACCUCAUGAUGCCUGCUCUCGCCCCCUCACUGUUACAAACACAACAGGUUGUGUGUGGACAGAACUGUACCUUCCUGGUCCAGUCCAAUGGGACGGUACUGGCUGUGGGAGAAGGACAAUAUGGCAGACUGGGUCAGGGGAACUCCGAUGAUCUCUAUAUCCCCACUAUUAUCUCUGCUUUUCAAGGUUAUGUUGUGACUCAUCUGGUGACGUCGUGUGGAUCUGAUGGACACUCCAUGGCUCUGACUGAGACUGGGGAGGUGUUCAGUUGGGGAGAUGGAGAUUUUGGAAAGCUGGGCCAUGGAAACAGUGAAAGGCAAAGGAGACCCAAACAGAUAGAGGCCUUACAAGGAGAGGAUAUUGUUCAGCUUGCUUGUGGUUUCCGGCACUCAGCUGUGGUAACUGCAGAUGGGAAGCUGUUCACAUUUGGCAGUGGUGAAUCUGGCCGCCUGGGUCAAAGGUCAACAUCCAACAAGAUGCUGCCUGAGAGGGUGGCUGCACUUGAAGGGUACCAUGUGGGGCAGGUGUCCUGUGGUCUUAACCACACGCUGGUGCUGUCACUCGAUGGCAUGGUUGUGUGGGCAUUCGGGGAUGGUGAUUAUGGCAAAUUGGGAACAGGUUCCUCCACAGCCAAGUACUACCCGCAGAAAGUGGAGCAGCUUUGCAACAAGGGAAUCAAGAGGGUCUGCUGUGGAACUCAGUUCUCUGUGGCAUUGGGCUGUGAUGGACGUGUUUACACAUUUGGACAAGAGCGUCUGAUCGGCCUGCCAGACGCCAUGCUGAAGAAUAAAUCCUGCCCUCAGGUGGUGCCGUCUCUUGAGGGGCUGUUCAUAGAAGACAUAGCUGUAGGCUGUGAGCAUGUUCUGGCCCUGUCCUCCACUGGAGACGUCUAUGCCUGGGGCUGCAACAGCGAGGGACAGCUUGGCCUUGGACACUCCAACCCUGUGAAGGAGCCCACGCUGGUAACAGCUCUCCAAGGGAAAAACAUCAGACAGAUCUCUGCUGGUCGCUGUCACAGCUCUGCAUGGACCACUCCCUCUAUCUCCAUAAAACACUCAGGUGGCCCUGGAAACUUCCAGCUUGGCCUUCCCCAGUCAGUCCCCCCACAGUACAACACUCUGAAAGACUGCAGCCCUGACGUCCUCAGCCUGCGCCUACGGGUUCUCUAUCACUUCUCUGAUCUCAUGUACAAAUCCUGGAGGCUGCUCAACCUCGACGCAAGACACCCAGUGUCCACUUCACGCUACAGUUCAGGGACGACAGCCAUCAUCCGCGGUGAACUCAGAGGCCUUUUAUCACCCAAGGUCAACACUCUGCCUCUGGUGCGCUCCAUUGGGAGGACGAUGACGCAGGGCAAAACAUAUGGGCCACAGAUUACUGUGAAACGGAUUUCCACCAGAGGGCGUUCGAGCAAGCCUAUCUUUGUGCAGAUCGCCAAGCAAGUGGUGAGUCUGAACCCCCUCGAGCUGCGGCUUCCUUCUCGAGCCUGGAAGGUCAAGCUUGUCGGAGAGGGAGCAGACGAUGCCGGAGGAGUGUUUGAUGACACCAUCACUGAGAUGUGCCAGGAGCUGCAGUCUGGCAUUGUGGAUCUUCUGAUUCAUACUCCCAACAGCUUUGCAGAUGUGGGCUGUAACACUGACAGAUUCCUAUUAAACCCUGCUUCACUCUCAGAGGAUCACAUAGUCCAGUUCCGCUUCCUGGGCAUCCUCAUGGCUGUAGCUAUCCGCACUAAGAAACCUCUGGACCUGCAUCUGGCUCCCUGGGUGUGGAAACAGCUCUGCUCAAUGCCACUGGGAGGGCUGGACCUGGAGGAGGUGGACCUGCUCACUUACCGCACCCUGCAGGGCAUCCUCCACCUGGACAACAGUGGAAUCACAGAGGAUAAUUUCCACGUGAUGAUCCCACUGGACUCGUUCAUGGCCCACAGUGCAGAUGGAAGGCUGGUUCCCAUUGUUCCUGGAGGGCAAAACUUAUUGCUCACAUUUGCAAAUCGGAAUGAAUAUGUGGAGCGAGCUCUGGACUACAGGCUGCAUGAGAUGGACUCACAGGUGGCAGCAGUCAGAGAGGGCAUGUCCACCAUCAUCCCCGUGCCCCUCCUCUCCCUGCUGACGGCACAGCAGCUGGAGCAGCUGGUAUGCGGCCUGCCAGAGGUCUCGGUCGAGAUGUUGAAGAAGCUGGUGCGUUACCGUGACAUCACAGAGAGCCACCAGCUCAUUGGCUGGUUCUGGCAGAGCUUGGAGGAGUUCACCAACGAGGAACGAGUGCUUUUCUUGCGUUUCGUCUCUGGCAGGUCAAGGUUGCCUUCCAACCCCGCUGACAUCACACAGAAGUUUCAAAUCAUCAAGGUUGACAGGCCAAUCAACGGCCUCCCCACCGCCCAGACCUGCUUUUUCCUGUUCCGCCUCCCCCCGUACACGAGCCAGGCCAUCCUCGCCGAGCGACUGCGUUACUCCAUCCACAACUGCCCCUCCAUCGACAUGGACAACUACAUGCUGACUCACAACACGGACCCUGCAGACAGCUCGGACACAGAGGACUGAAGCAGCCACACGUCUUCAACAGUGUGAUGAAUGUAACUUCUCUCAUGCCAUGCACAUUAUGCACUGAACACUAAUUUUUAUUCGCCAAACCUGUACGGUGGUGUACUGUUUGUAUGUUGGUCGAUUUAAAGAUGUGUGUAGUUUGGUUCCAGUUUUUCAACUGUGCAAGGUGUUGUAAUUAUUGCAGUGACAACUCUGAAUCAAAACUACAGGGAUACUGAAUAAGAUUUUUAAAUCUAUAGGUCAAUAAGCCACACUAAGAGUUCAUGUGCCUGUUUGUUUGAAAAUAAUGUAAUAAUUUAUUGUCCUGCCCCACACAGGCAGUAUUAUUGUAAAAUAAAGUGUUUCAAUAAGGA
Notolabrus celidotus (New Zealand spotty) is the source of this 14896-nucleotide messenger RNA. Its product is annotated as probable E3 ubiquitin-protein ligase HERC1. The transcript has 80 exons. NCBI's taxonomy places the organism in Eukaryota, Metazoa, Chordata, Actinopteri, Labriformes, Labridae. Bases 120 to 14540 code for a protein of 4806 amino acids. Gene Ontology annotation, molecular function: ubiquitin-protein transferase activity; protein binding. The record is from RefSeq and is a predicted model, not a curated record.